Lathyrus sativus (Indian pea) is the source of this 612-nucleotide messenger RNA. Lineage: Eukaryota; Viridiplantae; Streptophyta; Magnoliopsida; Fabales; Fabaceae. The record is from the annotation of a GenBank genome assembly.
AUGGCAUUCCAAUUGCAUAAUCUCUUCAAAGUAACCUUCACCCUUCUAAUCAUCUCAACAUUAAUUCAAUCUACAACAUCUACAUCAAACACCACCACAAAUUCCACAUCAACAACUUACAAAAAGUUCUUAAAGAACCAAUGCAACUCAACCACAUACCCUAAUAUUUGCUACAAGUCACUUUCCCCAUACACAUCAAAAAUCAAAACAAACACUUUAACACUCACCAAAAUCUCUAUCUACCUAGCUCUUAAAUCGUCAAGAAGUGCAUCAAUGACAUUGAAAAAACUAAGCUCCAAGAAACUAACACACGCCGAAACAUUGGUUAUCGCGGAUUGCAGCGAAAACGUCGAUGACACGGUGGAUUCGCUGGAGCAAUCGGCGGACGGGCUUGUGCAUUUGAAUGGAACUAGAACUAAUGAUGAGAAGUUUCAAUGGGAUACCAUAAAGACAUGGAUGAGUUCGGUUAUAACAAAUGCGGGAACAUGUACGGAUGAGUUUGAUGAAAUGGAAGUGAGAUCUUCGGUACAAAAGAUGAUUAAAACAAGAGUUGGUAAUCUUGCUUCAUUGACUAGUAAUGCUCUUGCUUUUGUAAAUAGACUUUCCUAUUAA